GUGAAUAUGCCGCGCUGGGUAAUACGCCGCAGUUUGUUAUUUUCCUUCUAAGCUUACAUAUGGCAACAGUGUUCAUGUUAACACAUUAGUGUGAGGUACCAACCAUUCCAAAAUUCAUCAGAAUUCAAAUUAAUUAAAUCGUCAGUGAAAAUCAUCAGUGUAAAGUAACAAUCAAAAUGCCACGAAAUUACGUUCGUAAAAAUGUGAGGGCGUUAUGGUCCGAAGAAGAUCUUCGCAAUGCUAUUGAAGACCUUAGAAAUGGUAGAGGGUCAGUUCGCGAGGUUAGUCGUACGUACAAUGUUCCUGCCCGUACUUUGAUGAGAAGGAUGAGCUCUGGAAACCUCAGUAAAGAAAAAUUAGGCCGCAAAUGUUGUUUGACUUUAGUUCAUGAAGCUAGUUUAGUAAAAUACAUUCAAAACAUGGAAAAACAUGGCUUUGCCAUAACAUCGGUUGACGUAAAGAAGCUUGCAUUUUCAUUUGCAACUAAAAAUAAUAUUCCCCACAAUUUUAAUAUUGAUAAAAAACAAGCUGGCCAUGACUGGUUUGUUUCAUUUAUGCAAAGACAUCCAGAAUUGUCAAUUCGAAAAGCGCAAGGAAUGUCUAUAGCUCGAGCUCAAGGCAUGAAUAAAGACGAAUGCGGACGAUACUUUGAUCUUUUGGGGAAAAUAUUAACAGAAAAUGAUUUAGUAAACACUCCGCGAAAAAUAUUUAAUAUUGAUGAGUCGGGGCUACAACUAAACAAUAACCCGGGGAAAGUUGUUGCCACUAAAGGCGCCAAAACUGUAAACUGUGUCACGAGUGGUGAGAAAGGUGAAACAGUAUCAGUUAUAGCAUGUGUAAAUGCAGAAGGUCAUUUCCUUCCUCCAGUUUGUAUUUUUAAAGGUAAGAAAAAAAAACCAGAAUUUGAAGAUGGCUUGCCUCCUGGGGGUAAAGUUAUCAUGAAUGAAAAGUCGGCCUAUGUAACGACAGACAUUUUUAAAACAUGGCUUCAAAACCACUUUAUUGCAAGAAAGGAGCCAGGUAAAGUACUUCUCAUUCUGGAUGGCCACUCCUCGCAUUGUUCCGAUGUAGAGUUGUUAGAUUUAGCUUCAAGUAACGAUGUUAUAAUGUUGUGCUUACCAAGCCAUACGACCCAUUGGUUGCAGCCUCUAGAUAGAUCCUUUUUUAAGCCUCUAAAGACCUAUUGGUCACAAGCAUGUAACACCUGGAUACAUAAUCAUCCAGGUCGCAAAUUAACUAGACUCCAGUUUCCCACACUCUUAAAUACCGCAUGGGGAAAGGCGGCGACAGUUCAAAACGGAAUUUCGGGUUUUAGAACAUGUGGUAUCUAUCCGCUUAAUGCUACCAUAAUUCCAGAUCAUGCAUUUAUUCAGCAAAAUCCUGAUCCAAUUCCUAAUAACGAAAAUUUAGAAGAAAACGUUAAUGUUGUCAUUCCUAAUGAUGCCGACAAUAAUAACAUUGCCCCCAAUGAUGAUCCAAACAACGGGGUCAAUAUUUUGGAUGAUGUUGCAGUAAUCUCCAAGACCAACAAUACGUCAUUUGAAGCGAUUGCACCUAUUCCAGUCAUACCUGGACCAAGUCGGUGUAACAAAAGAAAACAGCAUGCUGAACUACUUACAUCUCCAGAAAUAAUAGCAGAAAAACGAAACAAAAAAGAAACAAAAGACAAAAAGGAAGCUGAAAAACUAAAACGCAAACAAGAAAAGGAAAGAAAAGAAGCCAAUAAAAACAAGAAAGGCACACAGAAGACAAAGAAAAAAAGGAAUACAAGGAUUACUGAUGAUACCAGUUCAUCAGAAAGCGAAUUGGAAGUGAAUACAGUUGAAAGCGGAGAUUCAGAAUUGGAGCAUGAUGAAUCAGAAUUUUGUGCCCAAUGCGGUGGAUACUAUUUUGAUAAAACAGGUCCCAAAUGUGAUUGGUUACAAUGUGUAAAAUGCCAUAAUUGGGUUCACGAGAUAUGUACUCCUUCAGACAAACAUUGCGCAGAUUGUGUAUAGCUAUAUAGCCUAUUUCGUUUGUAUUCACAUUUUUGUUUUGUUGUAAAAAAUAAACAUUUCUUCUAAUGUUUUGUUGUCAAAAAUAAACAUUUUUUCUAAUCUCAAAAAAUUUUACAUUUCUUGCGAGAAAAGCAUGUUGCCAUAUUCCCCAACGCAUCAUGCCAUAUUACCCAUGGGUCGGGGUAAUACGGCCAAAGCGCAUCAUUCAACAUUUAUGUUUGUAACCAUUAUAUUAGUGGGAAUAUGGCAACGAGCGUUUCACGCGACAAACCUACACAUUCACGCUCUAAGAUGCGACCUUUGCCGUGCGGCUGGAUCAGCUGCUUGUGAGAAUGUGAGCCAUUGAAUUAUAUGUUGCCAUA
Photinus pyralis (common eastern firefly) is the source of this 2359-nucleotide messenger RNA. RefSeq lists its product as uncharacterized. The coding region runs from base 177 to 1997 and encodes 606 amino acids. Gene Ontology annotation, molecular function: DNA binding. Lineage: Eukaryota; Metazoa; Arthropoda; Insecta; Coleoptera; Lampyridae. The transcript has 2 exons. The record is from RefSeq and is a predicted model, not a curated record. Gene Ontology annotation, cellular component: nucleus.